This is a messenger RNA of Metarhizium brunneum ARSEF 3297, 16305 nucleotides long. RefSeq names its product Nonribosomal peptide synthetase vlms. Gene Ontology annotation, molecular function: phosphopantetheine binding; catalytic activity. The record is from RefSeq and is a predicted model, not a curated record. Gene Ontology annotation, biological process: amino acid activation for nonribosomal peptide biosynthetic process; secondary metabolite biosynthetic process. Gene Ontology annotation, cellular component: cytoplasm. NCBI's taxonomy places the organism in Eukaryota, Fungi, Ascomycota, Sordariomycetes, Hypocreales, Clavicipitaceae.
AUGGCCCCCGCCGGUGAGACGUUGCUCUUGAAGAGCACGGACUUCCAAGAAACUGGCAGCGUUCACACUGCUGUCUCGCAUACGGAGGACAUUCACGCCCUGCAAGGCCAGCGGCAGUCAGUCAACGUCGCCUUGAGCCAAAAUGUCGAAUCUCUGCAACGAUUUUGUCAUGAAAAUGAAUUUCAGUUGCCUACCGUCUUCAAAGCCGCCUGGGGACUUGUACUUGGCAAAUACCUUGGCCUGGACCACGUUGUGUUCUCGUCGUUGGUACAGGACGGUACCAUCGAUGCCGCCCCGGCGUCCUGCCAGCUUCUCCUGGACGAAACAGUCUCGAUUCUGAGCCUGCUGAGAAAUCUGGAACUUCAAACAAAAACCUUGGAAGUUGAGAAGACCCCCAAAACAGGGGAUAAUUCACCUCUGUCGGACAGUCAACUCGUGUUCCAAGUCCACCAACCCGGAAAGGUGGUUGCGGCUGUGAACCGAAGUAGCCAAAGCACUGGAAACAUUGUUUUGCUGGUUCAGGCUUCAGACAGCAUGCUCAACAUUACGCUCAGUUAUUCCACGUCUACCCUUAUCGAGGAGGAGGCUGUCAAUAUUGGCGCAACAUUCGCCAAAGCCGCAUCUCUCAUUGUACUCAAUCCGAAUGAAAAACUUCAUGACCUGAAUCUGAUCAGCGACCGCGACCUGGCUUCAAUCUGGUGCUGGAACGAACCGCAGCCUCGAGUAAUCGACAGCUGCGUGCACCACAUUAUACAGUCGCGCGUUGAGCAGCAGCCGGAUGCUCUCGCCAUCUGCGGCUGGGAUGCCUCCAUCACAUAUAGUCAGCUUGAUGAUUACUCCAAUCGCCUAGCUCAUCAUCUUUUAGGAUUUGGUGUCGGCCCCGAGGUCAUUGUCCCUCUCUGCUUUGAGAAGUCUGCAUGGGCUAUUGUCGCCUUGUUGAGCGUGGUCAAGGCUGGCGGAGCGUUUGUUUUCAUUGACCCUUCGCAUCCGAAAGGCCGACGCGAUGAUAUUAUUAGUCAAAUCGCCUCCACGUUGGUCUUGACUUCGGUUGCGCAAGCAGACCAGUGGACAGACUCGAGUCUCGAGGUUGUCCCCUUGGGGCCGCAGUUAGUCGACGCAUUGGCACUCCAAGUUCAACCUCCCGUCACGACAGUCAGUCCAAAUAACAUUCUUUACGUCAUUUUCACUUCGGGUAGCACCGGCCGCCCCAAGGCUUGCGUCGUUGAGCAUUCGUCCUUCUGCAGCGGAGCUGUAGCGCAGGCAGAGGUGGCUAAUAUGGAUUCCUCGAGUCGUGUUCUUCAGCUGGCAUCGUUUAGUUUCGACGUGAGUCUGUUGGAAAUUAUGACGGCAUUGAUGCAUGGGGCAUGUAUUUGCAUGCCCAGUGCAGCAUCGAUGAAUGAAGGGGUAGCCAAGCUCAUUAACAAGUUCCAAAUAACCUGGGCCUUCUUGACUCCAUCUCUGGUCAAAGUCAUUGAUCCAAGAGACGUUCCUAAUUUGAAAACGCUAAUUUUGGGCGGCGAGGCAUUGUCAAAAUCUGACAUAGACACUUGGGCCGAACACGUACAACUGGGAAAUGGCUAUGGCCCAAGCGAAUGCUCCGUCGCUGCGGCCGGAAACCCUAACCUGACGCCGUCAACGAGUCCUUCCAACAUCGGACAUGCGGUUGGUGGUCUCUGCUGGAUUGUGAAUGCUGAAGACCACAAUAAGUUGGUCCCGGUUGGCUGCGUCGGAGAGUUGCUAAUUGAAGGACCAAUUGUUGCCAGAGGAUAUCUGAAUGCUCCUGAAAAGACGGCAGAGGUAUUUAUUACGGGGCCAGAUUGGGGCCCUCUUACAAGGCAGGGAGCUCCGAGACGAUUAUACAAGACGGGAGACUUGGCACGAUAUAAUCCUGAUGGCACGAUUCACUUCAUCGGUCGCAAAGACACCCAAGUGAAGCUGCGAGGCCUGCGAAUCGAGCUGGGUGAAAUUGAACAUCAUAUAUCGGUGCAUGGCCUUACACAGCACGCGAUCGUCAUCUUACCAAAGUCUGGUCCUUGCAAGGAACGCCUCGUUGUCGCCCUCUCACUGAAAGACUUCCUGCCCGACACUUCUAAAACGUCCAAUGUCCGGUUGAUCCCAGAAGAAGCCCGGGAACGGGCGAGUAAACAGGUCGCAGACAUAAAAGAACAGCUUAGCCGACACGUGCCUCAUUAUAUGGUCCCUGAAACUUGGAUCGUAGUCGAAGCAAUUCCACUCAUGCUCUCCGGCAAGAUGGCGAGGAGUCAAGUGUCCAAGUGGAUUGCUGAGAUGGAUGAUGAAACAUACGACCGAGCUGUCGGAGUUCAGUCACAGGGUCAGGGAGCAACGGAGAUGACAGAACACGAGAUGCAACUGCAGCUCGUAUACAGUGACGUUCUUAACCUGGCGCUCAGCCGAAUCCCGCUCGACAGAUCAUUCCUGAGCCUUGGUGGAGACUCCAUUUCGGCCAUGCAAGUCGUUUCACGGUGCAGGUCAAGAGGGAUGGCCGUUACCGUGAAGGAUAUUAUUGCUCUAAAGGGAAUCUCAGAACUCGCAUUACGUGUGGUUCAUGUUGCAAAUUCAGCACAUGACCAGGAGGAGAGCUUCGACACUCCGUUUGCCCUCUCCCCCGUCCAGCGAAUGUACGUCGCUACCACACAUUUAGCCUCGAACGGAUCUUCCACGCGCUAUAAUCAGAGUUUUUUCCUCAAUGUAACUCGACAAAUAGGAGAUGAGGAGCUGCGCAAAGGAUUUCAAAUGGUAGUCGCUAAACAUUCCAUGCUCCGUGCCCGAUUUAUGGAGAGCCAAGACGGAACCUGGCAGCAAGUGGUUUUGAAACAAGUCGAAGGCACGUACAAUUUCGUGGUGCAUAAUGUCAUCGCAGUGGAAGAUAUAGAUGCCAUCAUCGAAGAUGCGCAAUCAUCUUUGGAUCUUAUCCGCGGACCAGUCUUUGCUGCGCAUUUAUUCAGCGUCAAGAGUCAGGGUCAAUUUCUAUUUCUUGUUGCCCACCACGCCAUCAUUGACUUGGUAUCGUGGCGUGUCGUCAUGAAAGACCUUGAAGACGCGGUUACAUCCGGGGAAAUCGCCAACCAUGUAUCAUUGCCUUACCAGAAAUGGCUGCAACUGCAAGCGGACAACGCCAGGGACCAUGGAAGUCCCGGCGAGGUUCUCCCUUUCAACGUCACGCCACCUGAUAUGCAAUAUUGGGGAAUGGAACAUCAAAAGAACUACAUUUCGGAUACUUCUGAAGAUGCGGUCAAGUUGAGUCUAGACUUGACCAAGUCUCUCAUGGGAAGCCAGUGCCACACAGCGCUUCGCACAGAGCCUAUUGAUCUGAUUCUAUCGAUUUUAAUGUAUUCCUUUGCUCACGUGUUUAAAGAUCGUGCGACGCCUCCAUUCUUCCGUGAGAGUCACGGGAGAGAGUCCUGGACGGAUGAGAUUGACAUUUCUGAGACUGUGGGUUGGUUCACGACCAUGUUUCCAUUAUGCACCAGCGCCACUUUUGAAGACGACAUUGUGGAAUUUACACGUCAAAUCAAGGACAAUCGACACGCUAUCCCAGCGAAUGGACGUCCUUACUUUGCCUCGAGAUUCCUGAACCAGGAGGGCAUGGAGGCUUUCGCUGAUCACUCUCAGGUAGAAAUCUGUUUUGACUACCUUGGCCUGUAUCAACAACUGGAGAAACCGGAUGCAUUGCUCCGCCAAGAACCUCGUACCAUGACGGCAAAUACAUCCGACAUUGGACCUAAUGUACGGCGUUUUGCGCUGAUUGAGAUCACUGCCGAGAUGAUCAGUAAUCAGAUGCAAUUCUCUUUCGUCUACAACCACAACAUGAAACAUAUGCCAAAAUUGAAGAAGUGGAUCGCAUCUCUUCCAGACUCUUUUUCCGAAUGCAUUGAUCAAUUGUCCAACGCGACAAUUCAGCAUACCCUGAGUGACUUCCCGAUGAUCAAAAUGUCAUACGAGGGGCUAGAGAGGCUCUCGAAUGACAUUCUCCCUCAGACCGGCAUAUCAUUUGAGCAAGUACAGGACAUCUAUCCUUGCUCUCCCAUGCAGCAAGGUUUGCUCAUCAGUCAGAGUAAAUCUACGGGUGUAUACAAAUAUUGUCACACAGCUGAGAUUAUCUCGAGGUCUGCCAAUUCAGUCGACCUGGAUCGGCUGACGAGUGCGUGGGAAAAGGUCGUUCAGCGACAUUCUGUCCUGAGAACUAUAUUUAUCCCCAGUGUAGGUACAGAAGGUGUGUAUGAUCAAGUGGUGCUAAAACAUUAUCGUGGCAGGGUUUCAAUAUUCCACGACGACGGAGCCGACUCCGGAAACAAGUUCAAAAACCAGGCUCCCAUCGAAUUCAAUGACAUUGAGCCACCAAAUAGACUGAGUUUGUGCCAAACAAACGAGGGUCGAGUGUUUUGUCAGUUCGAAUUCAACCAUGCAAUUAUUGAUGGAGGCUCCAUGCCCAUUAUCCUUCAAGACUUUAUUCUGGCUUACGACGGGAGGACUCCAGACAGGCCCGCGCCACUCUUCCACGAAUACAUUUCGUAUUUGAGAUCGCUCCCCAAAGGUCCUGGACUAACAUAUUGGAUGAAUUACUUGAGGGACAUUGAACCGACGUAUUUGCCUUCAAUUCAAGGAUCUUCAAAAGAUCCACAGUUCCUGGAGAUGGAGGUCAAUAUCAACAUGGAGACUAGCGUGCUGCUCGACUUCUGCCAGCAAAAUAAUCUUACCUUAUCCAAUAUCUUCCACGUAGCCUGGGGCCUCGUGCUCCGGGCACACACGGGGCGAAAUGACGUCUGUUUUGGCUACUUGCUGUCUGGAAGAGAAGCCCCAAUCCGCGAUAUCGAAAGGGCGGUCGGUCCAUUCAUAACCAUGCUCGUAUCGCGAUUGGGGCUAGAAAACGAUGUGCCCAUCUUAGAUAUUCUUCAAAAGGUUCAAGGAGACUUCCUUCUCGGCAUGGAACACCAACACUGCCCCCUUGCCGACAUUCAGCACGAGCUUGGGCUGGCUGGCCAACCACUCUUCAACACCGUCAUGUCUUUCCAGAAAGCCCAGGAGGGAGCUGAGGAAGAUGAAAGCACCAUCUCCGUGGUUGGCCUGCAAGCGUACGAUCCACCAGAAUACGAGGUGACUUUGGAUGUCAUGGUAUCUGAGGCCGAUAUCGUCACCACGCUUGGGUAUUGGACAUCGAGCAUUUCGACCGAACAAGCCAAGAAUCUUGGAUUAAUUUUCAGCAGAGCUAUUGACUGCAUUGUGAAAGACAUCAACAGCACAGUUGACGACAUUGACCUGGUUGGAGGUGAACACAUGAAACAAAUAUUGCAAUGGAAUGCAGACUUACCACCGGCACAUUACCAUUGUAUCCAUCAUCUCUUCCACGAACAAGUAUUGAAGCAGCCUGACGCUCCAGCGAUUUGCUCUUUUGAUGGGAAUUUUACCUAUGCUGAACUUGACGACUUGUCUACAAAACUGGCCCAUCACCUUGUCAGCAUGGGUGUUGGACCUCAAGUUUAUGUUCCAUUCUGCUUCCAUAAAUCGGCAUGGACGACGGUUGUCAUUAUGGCCAUCUUGAAAGCCGGCGGUGCCUGUGUUCCCAUGGAUCCGGCGCAGCCUGUAUCGCGUCUCGAGGCAAUCAGCACCAUGUGCAGUGCAAAGGUAGCCGUGACCGCACCGCAGAACGCUCACCUCCUGGAGGGACUCGUCGACGUUAUCAUCUCUGUUGAUCAGGGCUUCAUCAAUGGCCUUCCUACUGUGGCAGGAAUCCCUUGUGCCUCGGUCCAACCCGAUAACGUCGCAUAUGUCAUCUUUUCUUCCGGAACUACCGGGACUCCAAAAGGAAUUCAACUUUACCAUUACUCUCUAGCGACAUUCGCUCUUGGGAACAAUUUGAUAGUCAAGGGAAAUGGACCCGGCCAGAGAGUGCUUCAAUUUGCUGCCUACACAUUUGAUGUUUCCAUAUCGGACAUCCUAGGCUCGCUGAUGUUUGGAGCCUGCAUUUGCAACAUCUCGGACCAUGACAGAAUGAACAAUCUUUCUCAGGCCAUUCGUGAUGUAAACGCCACUGCAAUUGACCUCACUGCCACUGUUGCGGCACUCAUCCGACCCGCCGAUGUUCCCUCUGUGCGAAUCUUGCAGCUAGGUGGCGAGGCACUGACCAAGGAAGUUGUGGACAUUUGGGCCGGGAACCUUGACACGCUGGUUAAUGUAUACGGCCCUGCAGAGUGCAGUGUGACCUGCUCUUACAGUUGUAAUAUCUUGGAUGAUACAGAUUUGGCGAACAUAGGACGAGUUGUCGGAGGUCUUGGCUGGGUUGUUGAGCCCAACAACCACGACAAGCUGGCACCACUUGGCUGUGUCGGUGAGUUGCUCAUUGAAGGAGCUAUUUUAUCGGCCGGCUACUUUGGUGACGCAGAAAAGACCAAAAAGUCAUUCAUUUGCAAUCCAAUCUGGUCGCGCACCCAGCCCGGGGUGGAUCGCAGAUUUUACAAAACAGGAGACUUGGUCAGAUACAACUCGGACGGCAGCUUGCAUAUACUUGGCCGUGGAGAUACUCAAAUUAAACUGUACGGUCAGCGACUUGAUCUGACUGACAUUGAAGCACAGGUCAUUGACCAUCAACCUCGCUUACGACAGAUAACUGUCGAGGCGAUUGUGCCAAAGGGAACCACCAGGAAAACUCUUGCCGCUUUCUUUGUGAUGGAUGACACAGAUGAUGGUAGCACCGUAAACUCCUUGGACAGUACGCCAAUUUCUUUAACGCCACAGCUCCAGAAAGAUCUGCAAGGACUUCAAAGCUCUUUGGCGUUAUCGCUGCCAAGAUAUAUGAUUCCAGCCACGUAUAUACGUAUGAGUCAGAUGCCAAUGAAUUCAUCUGGAAAGACCAACAGAGCAGCUCUGCGCAAGAUGGCUGCCCAAUUCUCGGAAACACAGUGGUCAGACUACUCUCUAGAAAAUAAAGUCAAGGAACCGCCAUCGACGGACCUCGAAAAACGACUACAGCAGCUCUGGAGCGCCAUUUUGUGCAUCGACAUCGACAUGAUUGGUGCCAAAGACAGCUUUUUCGGACUCGGGGGAGAUUCAGUCGCCGCCAUGCGGCUAGUUGCCGCCGCUCGAGCAUCGAAUAUCCUCAUCUCGGUCAUGAACAUAUUCAAGUACCCGAAUCUUUGUGAUAUGGCAUUGACGGUUGAGAUUCACGAAACAAUUACCAGAGAUUUAGUGGAACUAGACUCUUUUGCUCUGCUUGAACCAUCUUCCCGAGAAGAGACGAUAGAGGAUUGUGCCGACAGAUGCAAGGUUGACAAAGACUUUAUUGAAGAUGUUUACCCUUGCACCCCUUUGCAAGAGGGGCUUAUGGCAAUCUCUACUCGACUACCCCGUGCGUACGUCGCACGAAUGGUCUUCAAAAUUCCGCCCACUAUCGACUUGAAUCGCUUCCGAAACGCGUGGCAGCAGCUGAUUUCCCUCGAACCGAUCUUGAGAACGAGAGUCAUUCUGACCAACACGAACUCGGUGCAGGUUGUUUUACGACAAGAAAACCCUUGGAAAGAGGGUUUGACACUGGAAUCAUAUCUUGAAGAGGACAACGGGCUUCCAAUUGAGUAUGGUGGGCUCCUGCAUCGGCUUUGUAUAAUUGAUGGACUCGGACAAGAUUCAUACUUCAUCUGGUCUGUCCACCAUGCACUUUACGACGGCUGGAGUCAAAACUUGUUGUUUGAACGGGUCAAACAACUGUACAUGGGCGAUGCUAUAUCGAAAUCACCAUCCUACAACCGUUUUAUUCAUUUCUUGGCCCAAGAGGAUACGGAGUCUGCGAAUAAAUUCUGGAAAUCACAGCUUUUGCGAGAACAAGCACCAACAAGCUUCCCUGUCCUGCCGUCCCCCUCAUACAAGCCUCGAGCUGACCAUGUGCAAACUCUUCGUCUUCCACUGUCUCGCCAAAAGCAGUCCGCCAUCACUAGUGCGACUCUCAUAAAGGCAGCAUGGGCCAUGGUCGUCUCUCAGUAUUCGAGAUCUGACGACAUUAUACUUGCAUUGACCCUCUCUGGUCGCACCGCUCCUGUUCCUGGCAUCAUGAAAAUGACAGGGCCAACUAUUACGACAGUCCCCCUGAGAAUCGAGCUGCCCAGCAGGAACACCACAGUGUACAAGUAUCUUGAACUUGUGCAGAACCAAGCCAUGGAGAUGAUGCCAUACGAGCACGUGGGGAUACAAAGUCUUCGUCGACUCUGUCUCGAGGCUGAGCCAGAUUACGAACUGGACCUGAAGCAUCUUCUUGUUAUCCAAUCACUGGGAGAAGCUGACGGUUUUCUCGACCUUGAACUAUUACCAACAGAGGAAGAUGACUUCAACACCUAUGCGCUGAUUGUUCAAUGCAGUGUCGAAGAGGAAAGUGUGUGUAUCGAAGCGCGCUACGACAAAGAUGUGAUUGAGACUGGACAGAUGGAAAGAAUGCUGUGGCAGUUUCAUCAUGUCAUUUGUCAGCUCAACGAUGAAUCACACUCUUCCAUCAUGGAAGGGGUCAAUCUUGUGAGCCCCCAAGACCUAGAGCAGUUGAACGUCUGGAACAGCCAAAAGCACGAGUCUGUGGACAUGUGCAUCCAUCAAGUCAUCGAAAAACAGAUGCGCUCCCGACCUGUUGAUGCGCCUGCUAUUUGUGCAUGGGAUGGGCAGCUCUCUUAUCAAGAGCUGGAUCGCUUGUCCAACGCUUUGGCCACACACUUGGUCGACCUUGGUGUCGGCCCUGAGGUCAUGGUCCCAAUAUGUUUCGACAAAUCGGCAUGGACCAUCGUGACAAUGAUUGCCGUGCUCAAAGCCGGCGGCGCUUAUGUAUCACUCAGUUCCGCCCACCCACUCAGUCGUCUACGAGGAAUCAUUCAUGACAUCGAUGCUGGCCUUAUACUUGUGGCCCCCCAAUACGCAGAGUUAUUUGUCGAUGUAGUCCCCAGAAUCAUCGUGGUCGAACCAUCUUGGUUGACUAUGCUACCGACUUUAAGUAUCUCUGCACCCUCCUUCGGACGGCCUGAUAGCGCAGCCUUUGUCGUAUUCACGUCUGGAUCCACGGGAAAGCCCAAAGGCGUGGUGAUAGAACACCGCAGCAUGGUCACCAUGGCACUCGCCGAGGGGCCGUCCAUGCAGUUUGACAGCGACACCCGAACACUGAAUUUUGCCGCUUCAACGUUUGAUGUCAGCAAUAGCGAGGUUCUCACAACUUUAAUGUUUGGAGGAUGCGUCUGCGUACCAUCUGAAACCGAGAGGCUCAAUGACCUGACUGGAGUAAUUAACAAGUGGAAAGUGAACUGGCUUUUUCUAACUCCUGCAAUGGCCGAUCUCCUUGAUCCUGCUAAAGUUCCAACUCUUCAAACACUUGCUCUCGGUGGAGAAGCAAUCAGACAGGAUCUUGUCGAAAGAUGGGCAACCAAAGUGCACCUGAUAAACAGCUACGGACCGUCUGAAACCACCAUUUGGACUUCCAACUCCCACUUAAGCCCGGGAAAACAACCGGCGAACAUUGGCCGUGGCUACGGAGCUCAUACAUGGGUCACCGAUGUCACCGAUCAUAAUCGUUUGGCCCCAAUCGGGUGUGUCGGCGAGCUCUUGGUCGAGGGACCAAUUUUGGCUCGGGGAUAUGUUAAAAAUCCCGAAAUCACAUCGGCAGCCUUCAUUUUUGAUCCGCUAUGGGCUGCGGAUAGCCAAAAGAAGCCACGACGAAUGUACAAGACGGGUGACUUGGUCAAAUACAACGUCGACGGAACAUUGGAUUAUAUUGGGAGGAAAGAUACUCAAGUCAAACUUCGAGGCCAGAGGAUCGAGCCGUCCGAGAUUGAGGACCACAUCAGACAGAGCCUCCCAGAUGUACAACAUGUGGCCGUUGAAAUCGUCUCCAGAGAAGGACAUAAGGAGGACCGAGUUUUGGCAGCUUUUCUCCAACAUGGUCAAAAAGAUCAGCACUUGGUUCAUGACACAAACAGCAACCUCGUGCUAAUCACAGAAGAUUUGCGAAAGAGCAUGCUACAUCUCCAACAAUUACUCAUGGGCUCCCUACCGCCAUACAUGGUGCCGCAGCUGUUCAUCAUGCUGUACCAAGCUCCCACUACUUCGUCCGGUAAGCUCGAUCGCAAAGCCAUGCGAGAAAUGGCUGCAAAGCUGUCCAAAGCUCAGCUUGCGCCUUAUAUGCUAGUGGAUGUUGAAAAGGUAGCACCCUCAACCCCAAUGGAAAAAAAGUUGCAGAGUCUCUGGGCCGGCUUGUUGCGCAUUGAUGUUUCUGCUAUCGGCGCGAAUGACAACUUUUUCCAGUCCGGCGGAGACUCGAUUACUGCCAUGAGAUUGGUUGCCGAAGCUCGUGCUAGCCAUCUUUCGAUAUCUGUGGCGGACAUUUUUCGCUUCCCAAAGCUAUCGGAGAUGGCAAAGGCCAUUCAGGACGUUGUCUUUACUCCAGCGACAGAUAUUGAGCCUUUUUCCCUACUGAGAGACGAACACUCUUUGGACGAUAUCAUUCAAAUGGCCGCGAGCGUUUGUGAGGUUAAAGUUGAGGCGAUCGAGGACAUCUAUCCAUGCACAGCUCUACAAAAGGGCCUGUUUAGUAUUACGAUCCGGGACCCCGGUGCGUACAUUGCUCAAAAAGUGUUCCAGCUCCCCGAGGCGCUUGAUUUUGAUCGUUUCAAACGUGCGUGGCAGACACUGGCAGACAUGCACCCUAUACUGAGAACACGAAUCUUGGACACGGACUUGCAGGUGGUUGUUAGAGAAGAACCGGCAUGGCAAAGUGCGUCAACACUGCAGGCAUAUUUGGAGCAUGACUUGGCCGAAAACAUGAAUUUCGGAAGACCCCUUUGUCGGUAUGCCAUCGUGGAGGGUCAUUUUAUCUGGACCGCACACCAUGCAGUGUACGACGCGUGGAGUAAUCAGUUGCUCUUUGACCAGCUGCGAGGCAUUUACGACCGUGAUGAGAUUCCGAAGGCCGUGCCAUAUAGCAAGCUGAUCGAACACCUUGAAAAGAUCGAUCAAAGUGCAGCAAUGGCAUUCUGGAAAGGACAACUCUCUGGUGAUAAGCCCACGAGCUUCCCCGAGGCACGCUCCCUGACUUACAAACCUCGCCCAAAUCAGGCCUUCACAUACUCCAUGGCGGUUACGCACAAUUACAAGUCCGGAACGCUUAUGUCCAGCACCCUACAAGCUGCAUGGGCAUUGGCAGUUGCUCGACAUUCGAAUAGUAGUGACGUCGCAUUUGCCAUGGCUCUUUCGGGCCGUAACUUGCACAUGCAGGGCAUCGAGAGCGUCAUCGGACCAACCAUUACGACUGUUCCGAUUGUCAUGAAUCUUGAUAUGGAGCAAACUGUUGCUGACUAUCUCGGAAACACUCAGAAGCAGAUGACGGAGAUGAUACCAUUUGCACAUGUGGGCCUUCAAAACCUUCACAGCCUGGACAACUACGUCGAUCUAAAGCAUCUCUUUGUCAUUCAAUCUGCAGCGAAUGAAGAUGCAGAGGGUGUUUUGGGGAUGAUUCCUGUGCCUUAUGAUAUUGCUGGGUUUGAUAGCUAUGGGUUGGUAGUGGAAUGCGUCCAAGGUACUGACAAGGUCGACGUCGAGGUUCGUUUCGACACUGCCAUCAUCUCCCACGAUCGGAUCCAGAAAAUGCUCAACUUGUUCGAGCAUUUGGUUGGACAGCUUAAUCAGGACGAGUCCCGCAGUCUCCCCUUGAAGCAUGUCAGCUUCUUCAGUCCGCAAGACGAAGAACAGGUUGCGGCAUGGAAUAGGGAACCGCCGCAGGAGAAGAACGAGACGAUGCACAACCUCGUCCAAGCCCAAGUGUCAGCUCGGCCACUUGCCCCGGCGAUUCUUGCCUCGGACAGCAACUUCACUUAUGCUGAGCUCGACAGCAGGUCAACUCAGCUGGCUCACCACCUGGUUCAAGUCGGCGUGAAGCCCGAGGUGAUGGUGCUCGUCUGUUACAACAAGUCUGCGUGGACCAUCGUCGCCAUGUUGGCUAUCCUUAAGGCCGGCGGCGCAUGCGUUGCAAUCAACCCUGAACAUCCUCCGGAACGCCUUCAAGCCAUAGCCCAAGAUGUCAAAGCCAGCAUUGUUGUGACACAACAGCAGCACAGACAUAUUUUCCAGGGCUGGAACGUCAACGUUGUCUUGCCUACAGAGAGUCUGACCAACAAAUACCCAGCGACAGGCACUUUCACUAGUGCCGGACCCGAGAAUCCCGCCUUUGUAGUAUUCACAUCAGGUUCUACUGGAGCUCCCAAGGGAAUUUGCUUGGAGCAUCGGGCGCUUUGCGCCAGCGCACAAGCUCACGGCAAAGCAAUGCGUUUGGGGACUGACUCGCGCGUCUUGCAAUUUGCAGCGUACACGUUCGACGUGAGUAUCGGGGAAAUUUUCACAACCCUGAUAUAUGGUGGCUGUGUAUGCGUGCCGACAGAGGAAGAGAGGUUGAACGAUCUGGCCGCUUUCAUCAACAGAAUGCAGAUCAACUGGGCUUAUCUGACGCCCACCGUGGCCAGCUUCCUCCAGCCUGCCGAUGUCCCAACACUGGAGACCUUGUCCUUGGGAGGCGAGGCCGUGACGAAAGAAAAUGUAGCCGUGUGGGCGAAUAGGGUCCAUCUGAUCAACAUCUAUGGACCGGCCGAGACGAGUAUUUGGUCAACCGCCCUCUGCGGACUCGAGCCGGACACGCCACCAACAAACAUUGGCUACGGCGUUGGUGCAUUGAUGUGGAUUACUGAAAUUGCCAACCAUGAUCAUCUAUGCCCCAUAGGCUGUGUGGGGGAACUUUUGAUCGAAGGCCCUAUUCUGGCUCGCGGAUAUGUUGCUCUAGACGAAACAACUCGGGCGCGUUUCAUCACGAAUCCUGCCUGGGCCAAGGGGCAAGGAGAUCGGCGAUUCUACAAGACUGGAGAUCUAGUCAAGUACAAUUUCGACGGAACCAUUGACUACGUUGGCAGAAAGGACACUCAGUUCAAGCUCCACGGGCAACGCAUUGAGUCUAGUGAGAUUGAGCAUCAUUUGUCCACGGACAGACAUAUCCGGCAUGCAAUGAUUCUGCUUUCCAAGUCGAAAUCUGGUCAGCAGCGUCUGACUGCCAUCAUCUCGCUUGAGUCGGUUCCGCCAUCAGCUGCCAGAGACAUGCCGCAACUCAUACAAGCCGAGUCCGCCCAGCUUGAAGUCUCUCUUAUACGCAAGAAGCUCGCUGAGUCUGUGCCAGGAUAUAUGGUUCCUUCCAUCUGGUUGGUGGUGGACCAUAUGUCCAUGACCGUUUCAGGGAAGCUGAACCGACUAGAGAUGACAAAAUGGGUUGAGCAAAUGGACGAGGAUGUGUUUUCAACUUCAGCUGACGCCGAAGAUUUAGAGGGUAGUCAUAUCCCCGCCACUGUGAUGGAAGACAAGAUUCAAAAGAUGUUGUGUCAGGUACUCAAUCUGCAAACUGUCAGACUCGACAGGUCGUUCCUGAGUCUCGGAGGAGAUUCCAUCACGGCAAUGCAAUUAAGAGCAAAAUGCCGCACGGAGAAGAUCGAGCUCUCAACACAGCAUAUUCUGCGCGCAAAAUCCAUCAGCCAGAUGGCGCUUCUGGCAAAAUCAACUUCGGAGACUGCACUAGCCCAUCCAGAAAUUCUCGACUCAUCUUUUGGUCUUACGCCCAUUCAGCAGAUGUACUUUGACAUUGCGUCAAACGCCGAAAUGUCUCAUCAUUUCCACCAAAGUUUCCUCCUGCGUGUCACCAGACGCAUCGGCACACUGCAAAUGGCCAGGGCCAUCGAAAAGUUGGUUGGGCAACACUCCUUGCUACGGGCAAGGUUUUCUCAGGAAGAAAACAAUCAAUGGACGCAGCGUAUUACUGGGGAUGUGGCUGAUUCACACCGUUUCAGCAUGCAUCAACUGUCCCGGAGAGAGGAGAUGAUGCCGCUGAUUCAAGCCUCCCAACGCGCCAUUAAUAUUAGAGAAGGGCCAGUGUUCUGCGCUGCUUUGUUCACCAUCGGUAGCAACGACGAUGUAGGAGGCUCGCACCAACUCCUUUUCCUUUGUGCCCACCAUCUGGUCAUAGAUUUAGUCUCGUGGAGACACAUUCUGCGAGACUUGGAACAGCUCCUAGACUCUGGCAGGCUUUCAUCGCCGAAACCACCAUCAUUCCAGACUUGGGCCACGAUGCAGGCAGAAUACGCGAAAGAGCUCCUUCCAAAGGACGUCAUGCCGCUUCAAAUCCCUCCCGCGGACUUUGGCUUUUGGGGCAUGCUGAAUCAACCCAAUGUCUUUGAAGAUCAGCUGGAGACGGCGUUCUCGCUGGAUGAAGAAACUACGGACAAGCUUUUUGGUGUCAGUAACGAGGCUCUCCAAACGGAGCCAGUGGACAUCAUUCUCUCCGCCUUGAUCGACUCCUUCCACCGCGUCUUUGCCGAUCGGCCGACGCCGACGAUUUUCAGCGAGGGCCACGGCAGAGAAUCGCUGGCUCCCGAGUCGGACGCGGCAGAAAUCGUGGGCUGGUUCACAACCCUGAAUCCGCUGCACGUUCCGGUGAUGAAGGAGCAAGAUGAGCUGAAAAUCCUGGCGCAUACCAAAGAUUUGAGGCGUCAAGUCCCGAGCAGCGGCUAUCCGUAUUUCUGUUCGCGCUUCUUGUCGCCACAGGGACAACAGACAUUCGGCCAUCACACACAAAUGGAGGUCAUUCUCAAUUACCAGGGUCGCUAUCAGCAGCUGGAACGAGACGAUGCGCUGCUCCGCCCAGAGCCCCUUGCGGAAAACGAGGUACACAAAGACCAAGGAUCAGAUAUGCAUCGGUUUUCCCUCUUUGAGAUUUCAGUAGAGGUUGUCCAGGGGAAAACGCGGGUGUCGUUUGCUUACAAUCGCCGCAUGCACCAUCAGGACUUGAUUCGACAAUGGGUGUCAGAAAGCAAAGAGUGCCUGGGCACACUCACAAACCGGCUGUCUGUCACGGAACUGCAGCUUACAAGAAGCAGCUUUCCACUCCUCUCACUGGAGGAUUGGGAGCUUUCCCAAUUCCAAUCCCAUCUCAGCAGUCUUGCCAUCCACCCAUCCCAGGUAGAGGCCGCAUAUCCAACGUCCCCCAUGCAGGAGUCCAUGAUUUCGGCUCAGCAAAAAGUGCCGGGAAUAUACGGCGUACGGAACAUGUACGACGUCAUACCUGGACCACAGACUGGACCUGUAGAUCAUUGUCGGUUGAUGACGGCUUGGCAGAGAGUAGUGGACAGACACGUUUCCCUUCGUACCAUAUUUGUGCCAAGCGUCUCUCGCAAAGAUUCUUUUGAUCAAGUCGUUCUCCAUACGCAUACGGCGAGAAUUUCCGUCAUAGAAUGCGACGAUGACAACGUGUCGGAAAGGAUGCGCAGUCAAGAAAUGAUUGACUUCCUCGAACCGGUGCCACACCACCGUCUUUCUAUCUUCACAACGGCCAGCAAAGUCAUGUGCUGCUUGGACAUUAGUCACGCGCUCACCGAUGGCAUGUCGAUGCGGCUCCUCAUGCACGACCUUUACAUGGCCUACGAAAGCAAUCUUCAGCUUGCCCCCGGACCCAUGUACUCCGAUUACAUUGCCUUCCUGCAGCAACAACCCGCCAGCCAAGAUGCCAUCUUCUGGCGGCAGUACCUGGAUGCUGUUGAGCCAUGUCACUUGCCGCGUCCUGAUGCUCCUCUCUGCAGCGAGAGAGAGCAGCGGUCCGUACACGUCCAUCUCAAGGAAGACUUUGCCCAGAUCCAAGGCUUUUGCAAGACCUACGGUUUAACUGUGGCGAAUCUGAUCCAGUCGACAUGGGGUCUAGUCCUGCGCAGGUAUACAGGCUGCGACGACGCCGUCUUUGGAUAUUUGACGUCGGGCCGAGACAUGCCCAUUGACGGUGUGAUGGACCUUGUCGGUGCGCUGAUACACAUGCUCUUGUACCGCCAAGUCGUUGAUUCGGCUACAACGGUGCUUGCUCUAUUACAACAGACCAGGAAUGACUUCCUACAGAGUCUGCCUCACCAAUACGGCCUUGUUCCCGCUAUCAAGGAACACACCCGAGGCGCAGCGCAGGGCCUCUUCAACACCAUCAUGUCCAUGCAAUAUUCUAAUGGGGCGGGCGAAGAGUCCGAAUCUGCUGACAGCAAAGAGCCUUUGCUGAAGUUUGAAAACAAGGGAGGACAAGAUCCGAAUCAGUACGAUGUCUCCGUCGCUGUGCACGUUGAUGGCGUCUCGGUCGAAAUAUCCAUCGCUUACUGGACCGAUAUGAUGCAUGAUGGCCAGGCGGCUGGGCUGGCGGCUGACUUUUCAAAAAUGCUGACCGCGAUCAUGGCUCAACCGACAAUGAAGAUUAUGGAUCUGGAUGUUUAA